GGCGUUCCGGGCUGAGGACAGUGGGCGACCUUGAAAGCUCAGUGUCCCACGGUGUCAUUGUAGCCUUCGCUCAGGGCCUCUCCAGGCCAAGGGCGGUCGUUUGACCAGCAGCAUCGCCCCCCCAACCCAGCUUGUUAGAAAUGCAGAUUGUCAGGUCCCAUCCUUGACCUCCGGGUCGCUGUGCCUGUCUCUUAACAAGACCUGCGAAUGAUCUGUGUGCAGUGUAAAGUUUAAGGAGCACCAGGGCGGGGGGAGAAGCGUGAGAUUCGGAGUAGGAGAUUUGGGUUUGGGUCCUGGCUUCUCUCCUCGUUUCAUCUCAGAAAAUUGUGAGGUCAUUUUCUCAAAGUUAAAUCAUUCGUGUACCAUCUUCAGGAUCUUUGCCUUAUAGCAAUACCACUUGUGCUUUUAAUUACUAAAUGUGUUUUUUCUAUAGCUGUGUUCCAUUUUUAAAUAAUGUCACGGAAACUAAAUCCUGAGGGUAAACGGAAAACCAGUAUCGCCUGCCCAAAAUAGAGUAAUAGAAAAUACGCUGAAAACAAAAAGCUUAUGGAAGAAGAAUCGGUGUCAGAUUUUGCAGUUCAAGAAUGACCUUAGACAAUAUCAACUGGGCAGCUGUGGAUCGAAUAAUCCGGGUGGAUCAUGCAGGUGAAUAUGGAGCCAACCGCAUCUACGCAGGGCAGAUGGCCGUCCUGGGCCGGACAAGCGUCGGGCCGGUCAUUCAGAAAAUGUGGGAUCAAGAAAAGGACCACUUGAAAAAGUUCAGUGAGUUGAUGGUUACGUUCAGGGUGCGGCCGACGAUUCUGAUGCCCUUUUGGAACGUGGUGGGGUUCGCACUGGGCGCGGGCACCGCGCUGCUCGGGAAGGAGGGCGCGAUGGCCUGCACGGUGGCUGUGGAAGAGUCCAUCGCACAUCACUACAACAACCAGAUCAGGACGCUGAUGGAGGAGGACCCCGAAAAGUACAAGGAACUCCUGCAGGUGAUAAAGAAAUUCCGGGAUGAAGAGCUUGAGCACCACGACACAGGCCUCGAACAUGACGCGGAACUGGCUCCAGCAUAUGCCGUUCUCAAGAGCAUUAUCCAGGUCGGAUGCAGAGUGGCGAUAUAUUUAUCAGAAAGAUACUGAAGAUCACUCUCUGGGGGAAGCCAGUGCCACGUGGUGAGGACACGCAAGUAGUUAAUCUCUGGAGAGGGUCUCAUGGCCAAGAACUGAGGCCUCCUGCCAACAGCCAUGUUUGUGUGGCCUCUCGGAGGUGAAGCCUUCAGCCCCGACAAGCCUUCAGAUGACAGCAGCCUCAGGAGAAACCCGGAGCCAGAGUCACCCAGCGAAGUCACGCCUGCAUUCCUGACCCUCAGCAGCCACAUUAGAUAAUAAACGUUUGCUGUUUGCAGCC
Molecule: messenger RNA, 1392 nt
Organism: Equus caballus (horse)
Lineage: Eukaryota; Metazoa; Chordata; Mammalia; Perissodactyla; Equidae
Gene: COQ7
Product: coenzyme Q7, hydroxylase
Biological process (GO): determination of adult lifespan; regulation of gene expression; ubiquinone biosynthetic process
Cellular component (GO): nucleus; mitochondrial inner membrane
Molecular function (GO): 3-demethoxyubiquinol 3-hydroxylase activity
Source: RefSeq, a predicted model, not a curated record